Molecule: messenger RNA, 1131 nt
Organism: Mesorhabditis belari
Lineage: Eukaryota; Metazoa; Nematoda; Chromadorea; Rhabditida; Rhabditidae
Source: the annotation of a GenBank genome assembly
AUGGGUAGUCGAGAGAAACGUGUCGAGACGGAGGAGAAAAGUGGAGAAAAGAACGUCGCACAAGCGAAGGAACCGUCGAACGAUUCUCCGGGAGGUGGACGUUACAACUUUCGCAGACGCGUUACAACAAUCAAGAAACCGGAAGACGUUGCCUCGACCUCGCGAGUCAAUGUGACUCCGAGAGGAAAGAAUUUCUCUGGUCUGCCUCGUCAUCUACAAGAACUAGUGCUCUUGAAGACCAACGUCGACAUGCGAUUGCAACUCCUUCAAACCAACAAACAGCUGCUGAAAUGGACACGUGAAGAAGGACUGUUCCCUCGUGAUUUAGAGAAGCUUUCGCUCCACUACGGCACAACCUGGCUCACGACACGCGACCUGCGAUUGCACGAGUUGAAAGGAAAACGCAGGGGCUUGAUCAAGUCGACGCGGACUACUCGUAUACUGGAGGUGCAAUUCGAGUAUGGUGACUUCGAGAUGCGCACUGCGUUGCCACGCCUGGUCAAGGUGUUUGAUGCAAGGGUCUACCUGGCGACUUUUGAAAAGUUUCGCACAACUUUUCUGGACACGUCUUUCAAAAUCCGCCGCGCAUUACAUUUUGAGUUUGCGUUUUCCCAAACGGAGGUGAACAUCGCUGCGCAAGAUGUCAAAAGUGUGCUCCAGUUUGUUGACCAACACAAUGGCGGUAUCAAGUUCAUCGACUUUGACAAUUUCCCGUUGAAAAAAGUGUUUGAUUGGUUGAAGACGCAGCGCUUUCGUUUCGCAAGUUUUGUGAUUGCCGAUUUUGAGUUUCCUACGUUUGAAGAGGCGCUCAACUUGGUGCUUAAGGAUGGAGUGCCAGGUGUGGACGAUAACCCAAUCCUGGCUUUACGCAUUUUCGACGCAAAUGCCUAUAUGAGUCGAAUCACGAGAAUCAUCUCCGACAAAAAGCCGAUCACCGUCUCUCAAACGACCGCGAUUUAUCAACAAUUCCGUGGUGCACUUCACGAUGCGCCUGAAUCAAUGCAGCCCUGGGUUAUGAACGAAGAGACUCUCGGUUUCAAGCAACAGUUCAACAAGGAAAAGAAUCUCGUCUAUCUCGUAAAUCAAGAAGAUGACGACCUUUGUCUGCUGAUCAAAUUUGAGCCAAUUGUU